AUGUAUCUAUUACGCGAGGCGCGUGCGGGAACAGCCCUGCGGGCACGCUGGGUCCUUUCGGUCCGCGGGCGCCGGCGUUACGUCACUGUUCGGCGCCCAGUCGGCGGGGUUUUCCCCGGCUCCUGCGGAGCCGCUGUCUCGAUGUCCUUGCCUCGGUGUGCCCUGCUGUGGGCUCGGCUCCCGGCGGGGCGCGGGGCUGGGCCCCAGACGGCCGCCUCCUCCGCCCUUCGCGCCCUCGUGGGGCCGUUCCCCGGGGCUCUAGGACGCGCUCCCUGCCUGGCCGCCUCCUCUUCUGCCUCUGGUGGCUCCAAAGCCCCGAACACGUCCUUGUUCGUGCCGCUGACAGUGAAGCCCCUGGGUCCCAGCGCCGACGGCGACGUGGGCGCGAGCUCACUAGUCCUCUGGACAAGACUGAGUGCUGGAGUCUCCUGGCGAAGCAGCAGGACCUGCGGCCGGAGCCUGCCAACUCAUGUGGACGACUUAUUUCCAUUUUUCUUGAGACAUGCCAAACAGAUAUUUCCUGUAUUGGAAUGCAAGGAUGAUCUACGUAAAAUCAGUGACUUGAGGAUACCACCCAACUGGUACCCAGAAGCCAGAGCCAUACAACGGAAGAUAAUAUUUCACUCGGGCCCCACCAACAGUGGGAAGACUUAUCAUGCAAUCCAGAGAUACUUGUCAGCGAAAUCUGGAGUGUACUGCGGCCCUCUGAAGCUGCUGGCGCACAAGAUCUUUGAGAAGAGCAAUGCUGCUGAUGUGCCAUGUGAGUUGGUGACAGGUGAAGAGCGGCUGACAGUUGCGCCUGAGGGGAAAGAAGCCACCCAUGUCUCUUGUACUGUGGAGAUGUGCAAUGUUACAACUCCUUGGCUCUGUGCCGAGGAAGUCCAUUUGUGCGGAGAGUCUGCUGCUAUUGACCUGGUCUCUGAGCUUCUGUACACAACUGGGGAGGAGGUAGAGGCCGCCGGUCUUCACCCAACUGCUGAGCAGAUCGAAAUGUUCGCCUGCCAUCUCCCUGAGACAACGCUGUCCAAUCUCAUUGAUAUUUUUGUAGACUUUGCACAAGUUGAUGGACAGUAUUUUGUCUGCAAUAUGGAUGAUUUUAAGUUCUCUGCAGAGUUGAUCCAGCAUAUUCCACUAAGUCUCCGGGUGAGGUAUGUGUUCUGCACAGCCCCCAUCAAUAAGAAACAGCCUUUUGUCUGCUCGUCAUUGUUACAGUUUGCCAGACAGUACAGCAGGAAUGAGCCCCUGACCUUUGCAUGGUUACGCCGGUACAUCAAGUGGCCUUUGCUUCCGCCUAAGAAUAUUAAAGACCUCAUGGACCUUGAGGCUGUCCAUGAUGUCUUUGAUCUUUACCUAUGGCUAAGCUACCGAUUUCUGGAUAUGUUUCCAGACUCCAGCCUUGUUCGAGGUCUCCAGAAAGAGCUGGAUACCAUUAUCCAAGAUGGUGUGCACAACAUCACCAAACUGAUUAAAAUUUCCGAGUCACACAAGCUUUUGAAUCUGGAGGGCGUAUUAGGAGAGGACCAGUCACGUUUUUCAGGAACUGCAAAGAGCCCAGCAAGAAGGACACGUGGCACCAAAAGCUCAGGGAGUAAAGCUGAAGAGCCUGUCAGCCCCAGUGCCAAGGAGCUGCCCCUUGCAUCUAGGCUGGUGCAGCAAGGACUCCUCACUGCAGACAUGCUUAAGCAGCUCCAGAAGGAAUGGCUGACUCAGCGAACAGACCAUGGCAAAGAAAAGGCAGGGACACGGAGAAAGAAGACUGACCACAACUCUGAUUAGGUUUUUUUAAUUUUGCAAAUAAAAAUCAAUUUUAAAUCCUUA
This is a messenger RNA of Psammomys obesus (fat sand rat), 1818 nucleotides long. Its product is annotated as ATP-dependent RNA helicase SUPV3L1, mitochondrial-like. The transcript is spliced from 10 exons. The record is from RefSeq and is a predicted model, not a curated record. Gene Ontology annotation, cellular component: mitochondrial degradosome. The coding region runs from base 1 to 1776 and encodes 591 amino acids. NCBI's taxonomy places the organism in Eukaryota, Metazoa, Chordata, Mammalia, Rodentia, Muridae. Gene Ontology annotation, biological process: mitochondrial RNA 3'-end processing; RNA catabolic process. Gene Ontology annotation, molecular function: hydrolase activity, acting on acid anhydrides; RNA helicase activity.